Messenger RNA from Haemonchus placei, 402 nucleotides. The record is from the annotation of a GenBank genome assembly. NCBI's taxonomy places the organism in Eukaryota, Metazoa, Nematoda, Chromadorea, Rhabditida, Trichostrongylidae.
AUGUUGAUCCUAUCAUUACUCUGCAUAAUUGGUGUGGUCACUGCGAAUACGGAAUGUAUUUGGGCAGUAGGAAGGCUUCUGUGUAAUAAGAACCAAACGCGAGUGCUGAACACCGUGAUCGAGGUGUGGGACAAGGAUUCGGCUAUCAUUCCACUGUUGAACUUCCUGAAUCCUGACGAUAAAGCUGGGUUUACGGUGGUUGAUAACGAAAAUGGAAUAUUCAAAGUAGAAGGGUGCGCCGCAGAUUACGAUUUGUUGGGACCUCUUCUUCCUCCGAAUCGACCAGACUUCUACUUCCAUGUCAGGCAUAUGUGCGAUUCUGAUAAGUUAGUCUUGAUGAUGCUUGAAGCAUUUGCUACCGUUUAUUGGUUGGAAUCGUUUUUUUUUUUUGCGAAACUGUGA